AUGGCAUCUCCAUUUAAUCAACCACUCAUUCAACAUCAACAAAGAAUGUCAAUUUCUCAUCUGUGUCAUCCAUCUAGCCACACCCCAAUUACUUUAGAUAGUUCACAUCCUCAUAGAUAUGUAGAAGCUAUUCCAAGGGAGCAUUUCGAUUUUCUCAAAUCUAGACCCUGUUCAGUAGUGCUCCCUUCUCCAUUCACUACCUCCAACAGUCCAUCAUGGUUGGGAAUGAAUAUAGAUCCAAACUAUGAACCCAAAAGCAAUCCGACCUCAGCCAAGCCAGGCUGUCUACAAGUGUCUCCACAACUAAAGGAAUGGUAUUUCCAGUCUCUUUGGUUAGCUCCAACAGAAUACACCAACUCGUUACCAAUGACUGACCACUCUCCAUCUGGUUUUACCAGGUUGCCUCUACCAUUGCAUCCUGGCUCUCUCUCUGAUCUUCCAGAUCCACCUCCAAGUAAAAUCAGACGAUAUCCUCCUGCUCCUUCUCCAUUAUUAUUGGAACUUGCAUCCUCAACUCCUCUCCUUUUCCCUCCUGCUCCAUCUCCAUUAUUAUUGGAGCCUGCAUCUUCGACACCACUCCUUUCCCCACCAAGUAAUGCCCGACGUUAUUCUCCUGCUCCCUCUCCGUUAUUGUUGGAACCCGCGUCUUUAACACCCCUCCUUUCCCCACCAAGUAGUAAUGUCCGACGUUUUCCUCCUGCUCCAUCUCCAUUAUUAUUGGAACCUACAUCUUCGACACCCCUCCUUUUCCCACCAAGUAAUGCCCGACGUUAUUCUCCUGCUCCUUCUCAGUUAUUUUUAGAGCCUGGGUUUUCAUCACCUAUUUUUUUGCCAACUGCUCCUGCACCACUUUUGUUGGAGCCAAUGUCUUUGGAUGUUGAUGAAAAGUCAAUGGCUACCCGAUCUCCAUCUCCCACAUCUCAACAGGACUGUCAAAUGAUACAGAUUAUAUUAGAGGAACCACGCAAAAUUGUGUUGAAUGAUUACAAUGUGAUUUGUACCACCAAUUACUAUUAA
This is a messenger RNA of Cavenderia fasciculata, 1017 nucleotides long. RefSeq lists its product as uncharacterized. Bases 1 to 1017 code for a protein of 338 amino acids. NCBI's taxonomy places the organism in Eukaryota, Evosea, Eumycetozoa, Acytosteliales, Cavenderiaceae. The record is from RefSeq and is a predicted model, not a curated record. The transcript has a single exon.